CUCGCGGCGCUCCCUCUCGCCGCCGUCUUCUCUGCACACCCCCGACACCGCGGGGCUACCCCGCCCGCCAACGGCGGGUCCUCCACUUCCCAUUCCCCCUCGCUUCCCGCGCUCUCCGGCACGGGCCUAGCCCCGGCCUCCUCUCUCCCUCCCUUCCCCCUGAUUCCCCUUCCGGACGCUGCCAUCAUGUUGAAGCCUCAGCCGCCACAACAGACCUCUCAGCCCCAGCAGCCGUCCGCUACGCAACAGGCCGUGGUCCGCCGGCCUCCCGGGGGUACCAGCCCCCCCAACGGCGGCCUCCCGGGUCCCCUGGCCUCAACCUCGGCCCCCUCAGGGCCUCCUACGGCCGCUUCUCCCUGCCUGGGGCCUGCAGCCGCUGCCGGGAGUGGGCUCCGCCGGGGAGCCGAGGGCGUCUUGGGACCGCAGCCGUCACCGCCGCCGCAGCAACAUCAGGAGAGGCCAGGGGCAGCGGCCACAGGCAGCGCCAGGGGACAAAGCACAGGAAAGGGACCCCCACAGUCACCGGUGUUGGAGGGUGUCUACACCAAUUCCAGAAUGCUGCAUUUCCUUACAGCUGUUGUGGGCUCUACUUGCGAUGUAAAGGUGAAGAAUGGUACCACCUAUGAGGGUAUCUUCAAGACUCUGAGUUCAAAGUUUGAACUAGCCGUAGACGCUGUGCACCGGAAAGUAUCUGAGCCAGCAGGUGGCCCUCGUCGGGAAGACAUUGUGGAUACCAUGGUGUUUAAACCAAGUGAUGUCAUGCUUGUCCACUUCCGAAAUAUUGACUUCAAUUAUGCUACUAAAGACAAGUUUACAGAUUCAGCCAUUGCUAUGAACUCCAAGGUGAAUGGGGAGCACAAAGAGAAGGUGCUUCAGCGCUGGGAGGGGGGUGACAGCAACAGCGAUGACUACGACCUCGAGUCUGACAUGUCCAAUGGAUGGGAUCCCAACGAAAUGUUCAAAUUCAAUGAGGAGAAUUAUGGUGUAAAGACAACCUAUGAUAGCAGUCUCUCUUCUUACACGGUGCCCUUAGAGAAGGACAAUUCAGAAGAGUUUCGUCAGAGGGAGCUGCGUGCAGCCCAGUUGGCUCGAGAGAUUGAAUCAAGUCCCCAGUACCGCCUGCGGAUCGCCAUGGAGAACGAUGAUGGGCGCACUGAGGAGGAGAAACACAGUGCGGUCCAACGGCAGGGUUCAGGACGGGAGAGCCCCAGUUUGGCAUCUAGGGAGGGAAAGUAUAUCCCUCUACCCCAACGAGUUCGGGAAGGUCCUCGGGGAGGAGUUCGAUGCAGUAGUUCCCGGGGCGGCAGGCCUGGCCUUAGCUCUUUGCCACCUCGGGGCCCUCACCAUCUUGACAGCAGCAGCCCUGGCCCAGGUUCCGAGACCCGUGGUAUCAAUGGAGGACCUACCCGCAUGUCCCCUAAGGCACAGCGACCUUUGAGAGGUGCCAAGACUCUCUCUUCACCCAGCAAUAGGCCUUCUGGAGAAGCUUCUGUUGCACCUCCUCCUGCAGCUUUCCCUUUUCUUCCAGCGGGCCGGAUGUACCCCCCACGGUCUCCCAAGUCAGCUGCCCCUGCCCCAGUCUCAGCUUCCUGUCCAGAGACUCCCAUGGGCUCAGCAGUACCGACUUCUUCUGCUUCCAUCUCUGUGACUUCAUCAGUUGUGGAACCUGGUGUAGGCUGCGUUUCCCCAGCUUCUCCAAAGAUCUUACUGGCCCCCACAGAUGUAAAAGAACUUCCAGCUAAGGAACCUGGGAGAACUCUGGAGUCCCAGGAGCUAUCCCGGAUAGCUGGGAAAGUUCCUGGCCUUCAGAAUGAACAGAAGCGCUUUCAACUGGAAGAACUGAGGAAGUUUGGAGCCCAGUUUAAGCUUCAGCCCAGUAGUUCCCCUGAGAACAGCCUGGAUCCUUUUCCUCCCCGGAUCUUGAAGGAGGAGGUGAAAGGGAAGGAGAAGGAAGUUGAUGGUCUGUUGACUUCAGAAUCCAUGGGGUCCCCAGUCUCCUCCAAGACAGAGUCCAUAUCGGAUAAGGAGGACAAACCACCCCUGCCAUCAGUCACUGAGGGGCCAGAGCAGCCCCCACUGCCUUGCCCAAGCCAAACUGGCAGCCCCCCAGUGGGCCUCAUCAAGGGAGAUGACAAGGAUGAGGGCCCUGUUGCUGAACAAGUGAAGAAGUCAACACUGAACCCCAAUGCUAAGGAGUUCAACCCCACAAAGCCUCUGCUGUCUGUGAAUAAAUCUACCAGUACCCCAACUUCUCCGGGGCCCCGGACUCAUUCAACUCCCUCUAUCCCGGUGCUGACAGCAGGCCAGAGUGGGCUCUAUAGCCCUCAGUACAUUUCCUACAUACCUCCAAUUCACAUGGGACCAGCUGUUCAGGCUCCUCAAAUGUAUCCAUAUCCUGUAUCCAACUCUGUGCCUGGACAGCAGGGCAAGUAUCGGGGAGCAAAAGGCUCCCUACCUCCCCAGCGCUCGGACCAACACCAGCCCGCCUCAGCCCCUCCAAUGAUGCAAGCUGCUGCUGCUGCUGCUGGCCCACCUCUGGUGGCUGCCACACCUUACUCUUCCUACAUCCCCUACAACCCACAGCAGUUCCCAGGCCAGCCUGCCAUGAUGCAGCCCAUGGCUCACUACCCUUCACAGCCGGUGUUUGCCCCCAUGCUUCAAAGCAACCCACGCAUGCUGACGUCGGGGAGCCAUCCCCAGGCCAUUGUGUCAUCGUCCACCCCUCAGUACCCUUCUGCAGAGCAGCCCACUCCCCAAGCCCUUUAUGCCACUGUUCACCAGUCCUAUCCACACCAUACCACGCAGCUCCAUGCCCACCAGCCGCAGCCAGCCACCACACCUACUGGGAGCCAGCCACAGUCCCAGCAUGCGGCCCCCAGUCCUGUCCAGCACCAGGCGGGGCAGGCCCCACACCUGGGCAGUGGACAGCCACAGCAGAAUCUGUACCACCCAGGGGCCCUGACAGGCACGCCGCCUUCUCUGCCACCGGGACCUUCGGCCCAGUCCCCUCAGAGCAGCUUUCCCCAGCCAGCUGCUGUGUAUGCCAUCCAUGCCCACCAGCAGCUGCCCCACGGCUUCACCAACAUGGCCCACGUUACCCAGGCCCAUGUCCAAACGGGAAUCACGGCAGCCCCGCCCCCCCACCCUGGGGCUCCCCACCCGCCCCAGGUGAUGCUGCUGCACCCACCCCAGAGCCAUGGGGGCCCCCCCCAAGGCGCGGUGCCCCAGAGCGGGGUGCCUGCACUCUCAGCUUCCACACCCUCACCCUACCCCUACAUCGGACACCCCCAAGGUGAGCAGCCUGGCCAGGCGCCUGGAUUUCCAGGAGGAGCCGAUGACAGGAUUCUAUGUAGGGUGGGCAGAAGCCACAGUCGCCGCCGCCAGGGGCUUGCUCCUGGCUCUGUCCUUUGCUUCCCUCCGUCCUCGCUCAGUUGUGAUCCAGCAGCCCCCCUCCCCACUGCCUCCCCAGCUCUCAGUGACCCCGACUGUCUCCUGACUUAGCCGAGGUAAGGUCAGCGCAGCAGACAGGGCCAGGCUGGGGUGUGGGGGGCUGAGCUGGGCACACAAGUAAGGGCUCUGGCUCACUGGGAAAACAGCAAUUGAUUUGUGCUUCCAACAGCCCCAUGAGACACCUUGAGGAGGCCGCUCCCACCCAAACACUCCCCACACCCCACACUGGACGGCAUUGGAUAAAGGGACAGCUGCUUGGGUUCUAAUGCUCCUGCUCUCUUCUCUUUCCCCUCCAACCAGUUCAAUCUCAUCCCUCCCAGCAGCUCCCCUUCCACCCCCCGGGGAACUGAAGAUUGUCCUGGCCGCGACCUGAGACCUCCAUGAGUGGAGGGAAGAGUGAUCUAUGUCUCUUCCCCCAGCAGCUCGGACCAGUCCCAGCCCCGCAAACCCAUUCCCCUGAGGGAGCUGGGGAAUUCCUGCCAAGCACCUUGAAUGGGAGGGGCCUCCAAGUGGGCAGGGCCAGGGUCCAGCCGGGUGGGAGGUUUUGGGGGGGUUCCUUCUCUGCCCCUGCCAAUCCCUACUGUCUUGCCCUCCCAAUCCUCUCAUUUUCCCCCACUGGAGAUGGAAGAUCUUUUAUUUUCUAUUAUUUAUAACCUCAGACUUGGGCCCCCUGUUGUUUCUUCCCCAUUAACUUGAGUCAUCUGCGUGAGAGACAGACAGAUGCCCCACAAGGAUGGUUGGACAAGGACUUUUACUUUUUAUUACAUAAAAAUAUUUUAAAAAAUAUUAAAAAAAUAAUAAAAUUUUAAACUAACUUAA
Manis javanica (Malayan pangolin) is the source of this 4269-nucleotide messenger RNA. RefSeq names its product ataxin 2 like (gene ATXN2L). Gene Ontology annotation, biological process: cytoplasmic stress granule assembly. Gene Ontology annotation, cellular component: cytoplasmic stress granule. Gene Ontology annotation, molecular function: mRNA binding. Lineage: Eukaryota; Metazoa; Chordata; Mammalia; Pholidota; Manidae. The record is from RefSeq and is a predicted model, not a curated record.